CCCCUGCUCUGCGCGCUGGCCGGGCUCGCCCUGCUCCGCGCCGCCGCUGCCGAGCCCUUCGUGCCCUCCCGUGGAGACCCAGCUUGGAACACAGGGUGUGACAGGCACAUGGCUGUCCACGGCCGUUUAGAUGUCCUAGAGGAGACGGUGGAGAAGACGGUGGAGCACCUGGAGGCAGAAGUGAAAGGCUUGCUGGGUCAGCUGGAGGAGCUGGCCUGGAACCUACCCCCGGGGUCCGUCAGCCCGACGAUCCCCGACCUCCUCGGAGAUGAUGGCUUUGGAGCACCGGAGCCCGAGCUGCCGGGCAGCUGGAAGUGACACCCCGGGACCGACUGAGCUUCCUUCCUCGGCCUUGUGCAAAAUAAAAGCUACUCCCUUGGUC
This is a messenger RNA of Suricata suricatta (meerkat), 382 nucleotides long. It is a transcript of the gene PLAC9, whose product is annotated as placenta associated 9. NCBI's taxonomy places the organism in Eukaryota, Metazoa, Chordata, Mammalia, Carnivora, Herpestidae. The transcript has 4 exons. The record is from RefSeq and is a predicted model, not a curated record. The annotation marks the transcript as partial.